AUGGCAGACGAAAACAUCCGGUUCUUCGGAAACUCCAUCUCUUCUGAAUACUGGCGAGCAUACGAUGUAGACAAGCAGUUCAAACUUGCGUCCGCCGGGGAGCAUGCCUGCAGCGAGGCAGACGUUGAUCGCGCGCGCACCUGGGCUUCAACCAAGACGCCGGCUGUCGCAGGAAGUGUGCCUGACGCGUCGAGCCCGUACAAGCCCAUGGCCGACCCUUAUGAUAUUCGCGUACUCGAGAUCAAGCCGGGAAUGGAUGGCGACAAGCUGCAAGGUAGCCUGCAUCACUGUUCGCUCGAGCUGACAGGCAGGUUCGCGGUUUCCGUGGACCAGGAUAACCUCGGCACUCCCGUCUCGUAUACAGCACUCAGCUACACCUGGGGCCCGCCUGUGUUCGAGGGCGCAAUUCUCUGCGACGGCCACCGCAAGGCCAUCACCACGUCCCUCGAAGCAGCACUGCGAGCUUUUCGGAGAAAAGAUAAACCAGUCGUCAUGUGGAUUGACCAGAUCUGCAUCAACCAAGAAGACCACAGGGAGAAGGAGCAGCAGAUUCCCCUGAUGACCAGGAUCUAUCAAAACGCCACGAACACUGCCAUCUGGCUCGGGGAGUCGACCAGUGACUCUGCUUCGGCCAUAAUGCUUCUGGAAGACGUCAGAAAGCUCUUGCAGUUCACAGAGAGAGACGUCGACCCCAAGGAGUUCGAGCGGCUCUGUCUUCCGAGUCCUGACGCAGAGGUCUGGAAGGCGCUGUGGGACCUUUUUUCAAGGCCUUGGUUCACGCGGCUCUGGAUCAUCCAGGAGGUGAUUCUCUCCAAAGAUGCUUGGGUUGUGUGCGGCAGUGAUAUUACCACAUGGGACGUGCUUUCUUGGGCGUGCUUGCACCUCUCGACCUGCGGGAUAUCCCGAUGGUUGACCCAGAAGUUCGGCUCCAACGACGCGCGGAUGGCCGAGAGCAGGGAUGUUUGCCAAUCGGCGUGGCAUCUUGGCACUCUAAAAAUGAGCUUCGACAGCGUCAGCGUCAUGCUUUUCGACCUCUUGGUUGAAUCGCGAGAGGCCCAGUGCUACGACUCUCGGGACAAGGUAUACGGCCUUCUAGGAGUGUGUCAAGAUUCUGACCGGUCUGCGGUGAAGGCAAGCUACGCCGACACCUUCUCCGACGUUGAGCUCUAUCGCAAUCUGACCGCUCAUCAUCUGUCCGGUGAUCCGACGGGAUGGAGGCUAGCAGUGGUGUUCACAUCCGUCGACCAUGAGUCCCCAGACCUGCCUUCUUGGGUGCCGGAUUGGAGAAAGGCCCGCCGGACAGCGUCGCUGGGAUACCCGACUACUACGAGAGCCGUUUACCAAGCCAGCGGGCGAUUCAAGACGGCCAUAGGCAAGACUGAUGUGGUCGUGGAUAGCCAGAGACCUGGCGAAUUGCGCGUGCGAGGUAUCUCGGUUGACACCGUGGUCAGGAUGAGUGACCCGUUUGACGCCUGCCACCUGACUUAUACGAAUCCGGCCGUUAACAACAAGGCGCUGUUGGGGCUGUUCGGUUUUGUCCGCCAACUCCAAGACUAUCCUGGACAGGAUACCGUCUUCUCGGCUUUCUGGAACGCUCUUGUGGCCGGUAAAGACGAGUCAGGCAUGGCCAAGGCACCGUCCUCGUUUGAAGAGAUCAUCAGCCUUCUCAUGGACGCCACGACGGGCCUGUCGCCGUCACUUCCCGGCCAGACGUAUUCAGUGCGACAGCGACGGCCUGUGGGGAAGGGGAGACUCGAGCUGGGGAACCUGGCAUCACGCACCCCGGGUAAGACAUUUCAGGAGACUGAGACGGCGAUGGCCCGGGCUGUGACGAACCGCCGUCUGGGUAUCACAAGCAGGGGGUAUCUAGGAUUGUUCCCAGAGAACGGAAAGACGGGGGAUGACGUGCUUGUUCUUGAUGGGUGCCACGUGCCAUUUCUCAUGAGAACUGCCGGCACUAAUAGACGAAGGCUUGUCGGGGAAUGCUACGUGCAUGGAAUCAUGCAGGGAGAGGGUGUCGAAAACGUUGAUAGACUGUAG
Messenger RNA from Colletotrichum higginsianum IMI 349063, 2040 nucleotides. Its product is annotated as Heterokaryon incompatibility protein. NCBI's taxonomy places the organism in Eukaryota, Fungi, Ascomycota, Sordariomycetes, Glomerellales, Glomerellaceae. The record is from RefSeq and is a predicted model, not a curated record. Bases 1 to 2040 code for a protein of 679 amino acids. The transcript has a single exon.